Messenger RNA from Capra hircus (goat), 1260 nucleotides. It is a transcript of the gene GSX2, whose product is annotated as GS homeobox 2. The transcript is spliced from 2 exons. Gene Ontology annotation, biological process: regulation of DNA-templated transcription. Lineage: Eukaryota; Metazoa; Chordata; Mammalia; Artiodactyla; Bovidae. Gene Ontology annotation, molecular function: DNA-binding transcription factor activity, RNA polymerase II-specific; sequence-specific double-stranded DNA binding. Bases 310 to 1227 code for a protein of 305 amino acids. Gene Ontology annotation, cellular component: nucleus. The record is from RefSeq and is a predicted model, not a curated record.
UCUGUUGUGACUCGGGCAGCCUAUCCCGAGGGUGGGGAGCUGCGGAGGAGCAAGAGCCGAGCGGUACUCCGCAGCAUCACGUGUCGGGGUGGGGGCUAUAAAAUCCCGGAGCCGGGGCGUCGGGCGGGGGACGUGAGGACCAGCCCUCUCCAGGGACCCCUUUGUUCGCAGUCCAGGCGCCGACACCUCGGAGUCCCCAAGGACUUGACCGCCUGCAUCCGCGCCGCGCCCGGGGCCAGAGCUCUGGACAGGAGAGGGGAGGGGGCCCCCACGACCGGCCGAGCCCUCCAGCCACCCACCCCUCCCGACAUGUCGCGCUCCUUCUAUGUCGACUCGCUCAUCAUCAAGGACUCCUCACGGCCCGCGCCCUCGCUUCCCGAGCCGCACCCCGGGCCAGAUUUUUUCAUCCCGCUGGGCAUGCCGUCCCCGUUGGUGAUGUCCAUGUCUGGGCCGGGCUGCGCGUCCCGCAAGAGCGGCGCGUUCUGCGUUUGCCCGCUCUGCGUCACUUCGCACCUGCACUCCUCUCGUGGGCCCGCGAGCUCUGGCGGCGGGAACGCAGGGGCUGGGAGUGCAGGGGCCGCUGGUGGCGGAGCGGCAGGAGCCGCCGGGGCCCUGCCCCUGCUCAAGAGUCAGUUUUCUUCGGGUCCUGGGGACGCACAGUUUUGCCCGCGCGUGAGUCACGCGCACCAUCACCACCACCCGCCGCAGCACCACCAUCACCACCACCAGCCCCAGCAGCCCGGCUCGGCUGCAGCAGCAGCAGCGGCCGCGGCGGCCGCGGCGGCGGCCGCGGCGGCCUUGGGGCACCCACAGCACCACGCACCUGUCUGCACCGCCACCACCUACAACGUGGCGGACCCGCGGAGAUUUCACUGCCUCACCAUGGGGGGCUCGGACGCCAGCCAGGUACCCAAUGGCAAGAGGAUGAGGACGGCGUUCACCAGCACGCAGCUCCUAGAGCUGGAGCGGGAAUUCUCUUCCAACAUGUACCUGUCUCGACUCCGGAGGAUCGAAAUCGCCACGUACCUGAAUCUGUCAGAGAAGCAGGUGAAAAUCUGGUUUCAGAACCGCAGGGUGAAGCAUAAGAAGGAAGGGAAGGGCACGCAAAGAAACAGUCACGCGGGCUGCAAGUGCGUUGGCAGCCAGGCGCACUUCGCGCGCUCCGAGGAUGAGGACUCCUUGUCGCCGGCCUCUGCCAACGAUGACAAGGAGAUUUCCCCCUUAUGAGGGAGGGCCGCCCCCACACACACCACGCGCUCC